Molecule: messenger RNA, 5470 nt
Organism: Acinonyx jubatus (cheetah)
Lineage: Eukaryota; Metazoa; Chordata; Mammalia; Carnivora; Felidae
Gene: SCN3B
Product: sodium voltage-gated channel beta subunit 3
Exons: 6
Coding region: 446-1093 (215 amino acids)
Biological process (GO): regulation of heart rate by cardiac conduction; sodium ion transport; ventricular cardiac muscle cell action potential
Cellular component (GO): voltage-gated sodium channel complex
Molecular function (GO): sodium channel regulator activity
Source: RefSeq, a predicted model, not a curated record
GUGGGUCCGUGGUGGCGGUGGGGGUGGACAGCCGCCUGCGCAUGUCAAGGCUGACUGAACACACACGGUCAAGAAGGACCUGGAGAAGGGCAGUUGGUCACCUGCCACCCAGAAUCGGGGCCCCGGCACUAUCUGGGGGCGAGCUCCUGGGAAGCGGCCCACCCUGCCUGCCCCUCCCCAGAGAUCUGCGGCCCGCAGGAGCUCCCGCCUCUUGCCCCGCCCCUCCGGACCUUCCCGCGGAGCAGAGGGCGGGCGUGUACGGGACCGAGGUGGAACGAAUUUUGGAUCUCAGACGGGAGGCCCCGGUGGCUUUGGGUGUGGGGGGCACGCCCAGCUGGAGAAGCCGGUGCAGGCUGAUGAAGCCGAAGCUCCCGGGUCUUGGUGGAUCCUGGUCGGAGCGUAGCUGUUCCCAGGGGAGCCCCGGAAGCCACCCGCCAGAGAAAAGAUGCCUGCCUUCAACAGAUUGUUUCCCCUGGUUUCCCUCGUGCUCAUCUUCUGGGUCAGUGUCUGCUUCCCUGUGUGUGUGGAAGUGCCCUCGGAGACGGAAGCCGUUCAGGGCAACCCCAUGAAGCUGCGCUGCAUCUCCUGCAUGAAGAGAGAGGAGGUGGAGGCCACCACGGUGGUGGAGUGGUUCUACAGGCCCGAGGGCGGUAAAGAUUUCCUUAUCUAUGAGUAUCGAAACGGCCAGCAGGAGGUGGAGAGCCCCUUCCAGGGGCGCCUGCAGUGGAAUGGGAGCAAGGACUUGCAGGAUGUGUCCAUCACCGUGCUGAACGUCACCCUGAAUGACUCUGGCCUCUACACCUGCAACGUGUCCCGGGAGUUCGCCUUUGAGGCACAUCGCCCCUUUGUGAAGACUACACGGCUGAUCCCCCUCCGAGUCACCGAAGAGGCUGGAGAGGACUUCACCUCUGUGGUCUCAGAGAUCAUGAUGUACAUCCUCCUGGUCUUCCUCACCUUGUGGCUGCUCGUUGAAAUGAUCUAUUGCUACAGGAAGGUCUCAAAGGCCGAAGAGGCAGCUCAAGAAAACGCGUCUGACUACCUUGCCAUCCCAUCAGAGAACAAAGAGAACUCUGCGGUACCAGUGGAGGAAUAGAAGGGUGUGACUGAGGUGAUGUACAGGGAAGGGCAGGCGAAGGUGGAUAAGGAUGGCAGCUUGUACAAGUGACUUGGUCACCCACACCCAAGUGACUUUAAAUUUGACCCCGUAGAUUUCUACCCUACCCAGAGUUCCCACCCUCGGGGUACUUCUUAAAGUCGAUAUCCAGGUCACAAAGCUCUGUGUGACGUCAAGCCCUUCAGAAAGUGAAUUGCUUUGGCCUGAGCAAUGUGAACUUCUUACCCACAGCGACAAAAAGUAGUCCCCCCACUCCCUCCUUUGUAAGGAUUAUGGAUUUGGUCAGUGUCUUUGGCUGGCCUGGACUGGGCCAGGCUGGAAAUUCUCAGUGAGUUGUUUUAUUGUUGGUAGGUGGGCUGAACACUGAGGGACUGGAUAUUCCAGGUUCAGCGAUGUUAACAGCAUCAGGAGGGUGCCCCAGGGGCCAGAUCACUUCCCUUCAUGCAUCCAUCCUUCUAUUCAUUCAUCAUGCAUCCGCUCAUCUCUGAACUUUCACCUCUGACUUCUAACUCCAUCAGACCUCCACACACCGUAAGACUUGGCCAGUACUGAGGAGUAAACAUUUCUACACGGACUCAACCUCACCCUGUUCCAGCUUUCAAGCAAGGAACUCCCAUGCCAACUGGACUUCCCUGUGCUCCAAAUGACUUUGUACAAAUGCUGAAGAUGGCACACCCCUCUGUCCCUAACUGGUUGGAACUGGCUCAUUCUUCUUUGUUGCAAGUGAAUGGAUGUCUUAAUGGAAGGAAGUAAGAAUGAUAAUUUGGUUAAAGCAGGAGCAUCAUGAAGUGGGAUUCCUUGAAAUCAGUCCCUCCACCCCCACCCCCCGCCAAGUUCCUGGCCCACUUGACUAGAGCAUCAGAGCAAAACAUGCCUUUCUAGGAUCUUCAGUGAUAGAAAGUUUAAACAUGGACCAAGAUGUUCUCUGGAACUUGGUACUCUGGGGCUAGAUCCCGAUAGGUCUCUAAGGACUAUGUUGGCCUCAGCCCUUCAAGAAGCCAAAGACAGAAGUGGCCCUUAAAAGUCAUACAACAUGUUCAUCACCCUAUUAGGGUAAUGUAUGUGUGCCCUCCAAGUGGAGCACACCAUCUGAGAUGGCUGGGAAGCAUUAUAUUCUUGUGGGCAUUGAAACUGAAAUUUCUAAAUUCUUUUCCUCAAAAUUCCUGUAGGUCAGUAUUAUCCCUCCUUUUAUAGGAGGCAACUGAGACUCAGGGCUCAACUAAGAGAUUUCAGAGGAUAAACUGGAACAUAGUAAGCCUUAGGCGCUUCCCACUUGACACUUUCAGAGAUGGGAUAAUUUUGGUUUUAAAAAGACCUUGAAACUGAGUUUGGCUACAGCCAUGCCUCUUUCACAAGCACAGGGGUGGACUGUCUGGCUGAGGUUAACUCUGAUAGACCCAUACACCUGGAAACUAGCCAAAAGGCAGAGAGGAGGACAUGGGGUAGACAUGAAGAGUUUCCUUAGUGAAAAGAUUUGUGACUCUGAAAAAUCCUCCAGAGACUGCAUCUGGGAAUAUUUAAACUAAGAAACGUGCUUUUUAGUCUGAGAAGGAUGAUGAGAGAAUGAGUGAAGUGAUAGGGGCAGGAUGGGCUAGGUGAAUCCAUGAUGUCUAGUUGUUGAGGGUUUCUUUCCUUUCUAGAUUUUGGGAGAGCACAGGGACACUGGAAAACUUGCAGUCAGUAUCUCGUUUCGUUUUGAGUGACUGCUCCAAAUGGGAUGUCCGUCAGCACCUAGUGACCGAGGGGAAGGCUGCUUCAUGGGUUCUGAGAACAUGCAAGUGGCUGGGACGCAAUGACAGGUGUCCCUCAGAUCUGGGGGAAUUCAUGGGGAAAGAUCACACUCCUCUGUCUUUGGGCCUCACCCGACGAACUCAUUUUUUUUCCAACUCUUCCAUUCUUGGGGAAGUACUUGACACAAGUCCUUGUUCACACGUUCAAGAGUCCAAUUUUAUUGAAGAAAAUACUUGCAGUAAACUUACGGCCUUUCUCAUCGGUAACUUUGCACAUGAUUCCUCCGAAAUCGGGGACAGAAUAUCGAUCAUUUUUCGUACUUUAUAGAGAAUAGGCGUGGAUUACUGUGCGGUUCUCCUGAUCCCGUGGCUGGUGGAGGGCUGAGCUUUCAGUAGGAGCGAGCUACUUCCUAUCACCCCACCUUCCUCUUGCUUCCAGUAGACAAUGCAUCUAAGCAUCGAACUCAAAAUCAAGUCAUAUGCAUGAUGGCUGCCUUUUUGGUUUCUUUUUAAAAAGCCCACCCCAGAUAUUUCCUGAGUGGUUUUUAAUGAACUGAAUGGCACCUCCCAUCUCCCCCCCACCCCCCGCCCUUAUUUACGUUUUACAGGUAAUCUUUUUUUUUUUUCUUAACUUCUCAACCCUUCUCAUUCUCAAUUCUGUCAUUAGAGCAAUAUGGUUUACAAAGUGCUUUCGUUUCUGUUACCUUAGCUCUCCACAGCUAGCCCUGUGGGGUGGGUAUUACUGAUACCCACAUCACAAGUGAGCAAGCACACUGAGGCUGCUGGAGGCUAAGAAGCUUUACCACAUGCUAAGGUCAUACAGCCGGUAAGUGGAGAGCUCGGUUCCUUGUUCCACUUUGAUCACAGCUGCAUCGUUUCCUCUCAUUGAUGAGCUUUUGCCUCACCUUUGCCUCUCCUGCUUGUCCUGAGAUGUCUGACGUCUUCUCUCACCCCUAGUGCCACCCGACGGCUCCUCUACCGCUUUGCUUCUUAGCCAGUGCUCCUAAUGUGCUUUGAGAGUCUAUCUCGUUUUGGUUUUCUCUUUCUAGUUGGUUUCCAUGUCACUCUUUCUCCCUUAGCGUAAUUCAACUCCUUCUUGGGAGACUUGAUCAGCACUACAGAACUAAGGGUAGUGUGACCCCCAACCUGCUUCAAAUCCUCCCUGCUCCCCAUAUUCCUAGAGGACCCAGACCAAAUGUGCAUUGCUCUGGAAACUUCAUCUGGCAUGCUGUUCCUAUAAAGGGCUUAGAAAUGUUCUCAAGGGCUAUUAUCACUUUAGGAACCCCAUCUGUUAUCUUGGUGCUGGAUAUUUUCCAUGACCAAUCCUCAAUAACACAAUUCACUAAAGACCAGGCCAGGCUUAGGUCUUAUUUUCCUUUUCCUACUGCUUAACAGCCAAGAACUUGACCCUGCUCAAAUCAGUUGGCACUGUAUACACCCUGUCCUACUGACCUUUACUGCUAGCUCAGUCUUAUAUCACAGCCCUGACUCCUGUGUGGACGUACUGUGACAGACACUGCCUGUACCUACUCCCACCUUUAUUUUGUUUGUUUAAAAGCAUUUUCCCUUAUUUUCUCCAUCCCCCAACAUCCACACACCCAGAUUUCUCUUUGAGUUUCUGGUUUCUCCUUCGAUGCCCGACUAGAUGUUAGUAGGAGAGGAAUUUUUCAAAGCAGGAACAUGCUGGAUACAUGUGUAUAGCAACAAAUGGUUAAGACAAGAGACAGUAGCUCCCUCCUCUUCCUAGGAAACUACUAGAUCAAAAAGGAAAGUACACCCAACUCAGAAUCUGUGAACCUGACAUCAGUCAGAGGGGAAAGGCUGUGUAACUGGCAUCUUUGUAGGAAGAAACAAAAGCUAGACACAUUUCAGAAUAGAUCUUGGUUCUCCUUUCCCAAAUUAACAAAGAAAUAGAAAAGUACAGUAAAAUGAAGCCUUCCUCACCCCUCCUUUUGUAAAUGAAAGAUCCCUAAGCCAGUGAAUUCACCUAGUCACUGUGAGUGUAUCUAAGUAGUACUGUGUUCAUCCUCCAAUCAUCCAUCCAUUCUGCAUUUCAGCACCACUCUGCCUGGAGCACCAAUCUAGAGCCUCAGUGUGCCCCGUGGUCUUAGGUCUGAAAAAUAGCAUCAUCCAAACUUGUCCUAAUCUCUGAAACUCCACCAUAGCAGAGAACUCAUGUUGAGUUAUCUUGAGUUUAGUAGGACCCAGUAGAUAAGUACGUGCAGCAAGUCUGAGUCGUAGUAAUCAAACUCAAUCCCGAUCACAGGCCAGAUAAGCCUCAACGCUGGUAAUACGUCUCCCUUACAGACCCCGAGUCACCAUUAGGCAAGAGCUGCAUCUGAUGUCAGCGUGUGUGAUGGGGAGGGAGGCCACGGAAGCACCGUGCUUGCAGGUUUGGGAAACACCAUCAGAUACCAUUAGUAAACUCCUGAGGUCUUUCAACUGAUGGAUCUCCUUGCCACAUUGUCACCUUCAUAGUGCUUUUUCUUCAUUUUCCACAGCCAAUCUUUUUCUGAACUCUAGCAAUGUUGUUCCUGAUCACUCAAGCUCUCGACAACCUAAUGGCAGUAUGUAGUGUUUUUCAGGAAAUACCCUGUUCGUGUCAAUAAAGUGUCCCUACACACAG